CAGACUAACUCAGCUAACGCUGCGUGUUUAGCGCUGAUUUGCGAGGAAACUCGGACUUAAACACUGUCUUUUGUGGUUUUGUUGUCAGAGAACAGACGUUAUGGAUGGGGAGCGAUUGAGCGAGCAGCUGGAUCAAGGACUAAAGAUGCACACGCCAUCCCACCCUCUGCCUGUGGAAAUACAGCAGAUGGAACAAGCAGAGACAUCCUGCCAGUACUGUGGCGUGAGCUACCUGAUCCUGCACGAGUUUCAGCGGCUGCAGGAGCGGCUGCAGGACGUGGAGAGGGAGUUGGAGAGAGAGCGAGGGAGCGUAGAGAGGGAGAGAGCAGUCCGAGAGCAGCUGGAGAGCUCCUAUGUUCAGUUGGAGGAGCUCCAAGCAUCUCAGCAGCUCCUGGAGAAAAGAGUGAAGGAUCUUGUACAGCAGGUGUCCGAGGCAGGUUGUGAGCUGGAUGCCACGAGGGCAGAACGUGACAGAACGCAAGGAGAGUUGGUGAAUGAGUGCCGUCGCCACUUGCGACUCAGGGCUGUGAGUCUGCGUCAGCAAGACGUCCUGAAGGAGUCUCUGGCCGCGCUACAGGGUUCUGCGGCUGGACUCUGGGAUGUGCGACAGCAGCUCACUCAGCACUCAGAACACUGGAACACAAUCAGAGUGCAGAUACUGCAGCAUUGCUCUGCUGCUUCUACAGAGCGAGCUGGUUUGCAGCAGGAGGUGGACAGGGCAGAGGCAGAGCUUGUACGACUUCAAGCAGAGGUCCAGGAGCUGCAGUCAAGCCUGAAUACGUGUCGCCUGCAGGCUCAGAGGCUGGAGAACCAGGUCCAGAACCAGGAGAUCCUUCAGAACCAAAACCAGCAGGCACAAUCACAGAUCCAGGAGCUGAAGCGGGACGUGGAGAUUCUGCGGGGCGAGUUAGAGACAAAUCACAGUGAGAGAGCGCGUGUGGAGAGGCUGCUGGAGACCAGGCGUGAGGAGGAGGAGAUGGAACGCUCUCGGUGGCAGCAGCAGAGCAAUGAGCAGAGCGCCACCAUACUGAGGCUGUCCUCAGACCUGAGGGAAAAGGAGACGAGCUGGUUGUCAUGCCAACAGCAACGUGAGUCCUUUCAGCAGCAACUGUUGGCGUGGCAACAGAAGGAGCAGGAGGUGACCCGGGAGCUGGAGAGGGCAGAGGGUGAGAGGGAGGAGCUUACAACCGCCCUGCAACUCUCACGCACACACACCGCCACGCUGCUACAGGAGAGGGAGGUGCUGGAGCGCACUCAUAAAGAGGAAUUGCAGAAGCUGGAGAACACCUUCAGGAGGAGACUGGAGGUCACCGAGGAGCAGAGGUCAAAGUUAGAGGCCUGGGUGCAGCGGGAGAAGGUUGAGAGCGAGAGGCUUGUUGAGCAGAGAGAGAGAGAGUGGAGGAGAGAUGCCGCUCUACAGCUUGACACUGAAAGACAGAACAGCCAACAGCUGAUUAAUAAAUACCAGACUGAAUACCAUCAGCUACAGCAGCAGAUACCUGCUCUGGUGCAGUCAGCUGUGCAGGAGCUGCAAGUGAAAGUAUCUGCUCUGGAGGUGCGUGUGCGAGAGCGAGAUGAGGAGGUACAGCGAGGCAGAGAGGAGGCCCAGCAUACCCUACAGGAGCAUCAGCAGGGGGUGCUAGAGCUGCAGCAGGCUUUCAGAGACAUCCAGCACCUCAGAGAGGAGAGCGCCGCCCUGCAGGAGGAGAACGCACUGCUGCAGGAGACAGUAAGGCGUGAGUGUGAGGAGAGGGCGGAGCUUACAGCUGCUCUCACUCUGGCCAGAGAACAGCUGUUGGGGCUCAGGCAUCCCACCGCUGAAUCCCAGAGCCCCAGCCAGCCCUCCCUGCCCAGGCUGGGCCGUCCAGCAGGCCGAGACGCAGUCAGCGGGGGCCGGAGCGUAGCGUCCUGGCACGGAUCCUCUAAAACACAAACCCUGCCCAGACUGGACGCAGAGAGAGGCCCCGCAGUAAGCGAGGCCCGUCAGCACAUCGCCAUGGUGAUGGGCAGGAAGAACAAGCGCUGAUGCUGAAGGUGUAAUCUGUCUGUGACUGUGAUCUCAAUAUCCUUCAACAUUGUUCAGUACAGAUACUGUAACCUCCACACCGAUUCCUGAAGGACGCUUUAUUCUGAUGACCUUCUUUUAGAGUAAAGAUCUGAAGGAGGUGUGGCUUAAACCACAAAUGGUUUAAGGGUCAUACCAGAUUGCAGACGAAUCAAGAAGUGCUGAUAACUUACAUAUGGAAUAUGAUUUAGGCCAUAAAGAAUUAGUCUAAACCCUAAGAAGGAUUAGCCUAUGUGCUGUGGUAGAGAUGGUGCAGUGUACCAGUGAAAGUUUGUUUCCUACAAAAAUGCACAAUCUGCUGGAUUUUAUAAACUAUGAAGAAGUAAAACUAUAGUGUUGUGUGUCCUGGCAUGUACUGUCUAUUGGAUAUAAUAAACUAUAU
Messenger RNA from Pygocentrus nattereri (red-bellied piranha), 2447 nucleotides. It is a transcript of the gene lekr1, whose product is annotated as leucine, glutamate and lysine rich 1. The transcript has 13 exons. Bases 101 to 2026 code for a protein of 641 amino acids. NCBI's taxonomy places the organism in Eukaryota, Metazoa, Chordata, Actinopteri, Characiformes, Serrasalmidae. The record is from RefSeq and is a predicted model, not a curated record.